AUGAUGGAACCCUCUGAGAUAUCUGAGGACAAUUCAUCCGAGCUGUGCAAAAAUGUGUUUUGUAACCCUGCUUUUGAACCGGAGAACGAUCGCGAUGAGGUAAAAGACAGCUUUAAAGUAGAUGUUCCCCCACAGCCUAGCAAGGGACCGUCCACGCGGCGAGGAGUGUUGAGUCUUUGUGUGGUACGUUUGAGGGGUUCUUGGUGUGGCUGGAGUGCAGUGGUGGUGUCAGCAGCUGUACUGCUACUGGUGACAGCCCUGGGCCUUACACUGGCGCUCACUCUUACACAGUUGAACAGUGAGAGUACUGAGGGAGGGAUGCCAUCACCCUUAGACUCUUGGAAUGGAGAUGGAGUACCUCACAGCCUCCACCCAUUGCAUAGUACUGUGGUUCCCCAGCCCGAAAGAGAGCCCACCUCUCCUACAAAAUGUGGUGGUGUCUUGACUGAUACAGAGGGAACACUAAGCUCCCCCAACCAUCCCGGUCUGUACCCGCCAGAUUCUGUUUGUGUGUGGGUGAUUAGUGUGCCUCCCCCCUCCCUAGUCCAGAUCCAUGUGUCCUCCCUGGGCAUUGAGGGACCUUCCCCCUGCCUCUUUGACUGGCUGGAGGUCAGAGAAGAGGCGGAGCAGAUGUCCACUAGGUUCUGUGGCAAUGUGGCGCCACCUACAGUCAACACAAACAGCAGUGUUGUGUGGAUUACAUUCCAUUCUGAUGCGAGCAUCGGGGGAAAUGGCUUCUCUGCUCAAUACACUGCCAUUUCUCCAGGACAGAAAAGCUGCACCAGAGAAGAGUUUAUGUGUGACAGUGGUCGUUGCUUGUUGCCUGUGUCUGUCUGCGACGGACAACCAAACUGCCAGGACCACACUGAUGAAGCCAACUGCAGCCACAAACACAAGGAGUGUGGUGGUCAAAAGCGUGGACCACAUGGUUCAUUCUCCAGUCCAAAUCAUCCAAAGCCAUAUCCCCAUCAACAGCUGUGUAAGUGGCACAUAUCAGUGGAAGAGGGUUACGUGAUUAAGCUGAGUUUCCAAAACUUCAGCCUGGAGACACAAGACGUGUGUGAAUUUGACUAUGUUGAGGUGCAUGAUAGUGGAGACACUGGAGAUGGCAGCGUUCUGGGAAGGUACUGUGGCUCUGGUCUCCCUCCUGAUCUGACAUCUUCUGGACCUAUAAUGACUGUACUCUUCGUGGCUGAUGAGGGUGUGGCCGACAGUGGAUUUUUUGCCUCCUACCAGGCCAUCUCCAUCUUGGAUAGGACUUGCAGCCCUACGCAGUUUGCUUGUGGCAGUGGGGAAUGUGUGAACCAGGACUGGCUGUGUGAUGGAUGGAAUGACUGCGCAGAUGGAGCAGAUGAGCAUGACUGCAGCAACUCCACUUACCCUCCUUUCACUUCAUCCUGUGAGCCCAUCCAUGUGGACAUGUGUCAGGGUCUGAGUUAUAACCUCACCUCAUUCCCCAACAUUUGGCUCUCCAUUGCCGACCAGAGAGAGGCUGCCUCUAUGCUAAGCCAAUACAAAGUGCUCAUGGACCUGGCUUGCUUUGAGCCGUUGCGCAGGCUAGUGUGUGGCAUUUUUGUGCCGCAGUGCAGCCCUCAGGGUGGAGUGCUGCAGCCAUGCAGGUCCAUCUGUUCCUCGGCAGAGCAACAGUGCAGUCAGGCUCUGGACCUCUUCAGCCUCAGCUGGCCUUUCAACUGCCACUUACUGCCUGACACCCAGGACCCAAUGGAGUGCUCGCUUCCCUAA
Messenger RNA from Chanos chanos (milkfish), 1743 nucleotides. It is a transcript of the gene mfrp, whose product is annotated as membrane frizzled-related protein. Gene Ontology annotation, molecular function: serine-type endopeptidase activity; protein binding. The record is from RefSeq and is a predicted model, not a curated record. The coding region runs from base 1 to 1743 and encodes 580 amino acids. Lineage: Eukaryota; Metazoa; Chordata; Actinopteri; Gonorynchiformes; Chanidae. The transcript has 13 exons.